Pelobates fuscus (common spadefoot toad) is the source of this 3858-nucleotide messenger RNA. Its product is annotated as oocyte zinc finger protein XlCOF6-like. NCBI's taxonomy places the organism in Eukaryota, Metazoa, Chordata, Amphibia, Anura, Pelobatidae. The record is from RefSeq and is a predicted model, not a curated record. The coding region runs from base 1045 to 3558 and encodes 837 amino acids. Gene Ontology annotation, molecular function: RNA polymerase II cis-regulatory region sequence-specific DNA binding; DNA-binding transcription factor activity, RNA polymerase II-specific. Gene Ontology annotation, biological process: regulation of transcription by RNA polymerase II. The transcript has 5 exons.
AGGAAUAUAUUAAACCUGUCUCUAAUAGAACCAUGGGAAUAAUUACUUUUCCAUAUGGGGAUUAAGGGUGAAACAUCAAGUUAACACAUCCCAAGGAGCAUAUUUAACGUGUGUCUGAUGGAAUCUCCAGUAUAAUUAUUUUUCUAUAUUAAGAUUAUGGGUGGAAUAUCAAGUUUUUACAUGUCAAGGAAGAUAUUUAACCUGUUUCCGAUAUAAACAUGGAUAUAAAAUAGACAAUUUAUUCCAUACUUACCAGAUAAAGGCUGUGGCAGCACUACAGAUGAGUAUAGCUCCCUCCUUCUCAUGAAUUAGCACCUCCUAAUUUGACAUUUAAAAUAGACUUCAUCUCCUACAUUCUGAGUCUUUUUACCUGUCCACUUAAUUUGGACAAUGAUUUGCACCUCCUCUUUUUAUUUGGUGGCUUACUUGGGUAUAAGCAUACCCCUAGAAAAUGGGGUAAGUUCAAAGAUCUCCGUGUUCACUCCACAAGAACUUUGGCUUCUUCGUAAGCAGCUGCAGCCAAUGUCUCUUCUGACUUAAUUUGUUCUGCUGCAGCUUGGAUGUCCUUUGAUACUUUUAUACGUCAUUACCGGUUGCAUGUAGCCAGAUCUGCUAGUCUGUGUUUGGCAGAAGUGUUUUUCCAGCUGCAUUAUAACUAAUAAUAAAUAUUUUCUUUUUUGCAUCAUAAUUUUUCUCCCUCUCUUAUGUCUUUAGCUUGGGUAUUACCCAUCUGUAGUGCUGCAUGGUUAUAUCUGGGAAAACAGAAAAUGUAUUCCAUACUUAUCACAGGUUUCCCCCCCCCUGGAUAUAGGCCAUGAGGCACUACACGCCCACCCUUACUUUGUUUCUUGUUUGUGGUUUUGGACUAAAACUGAGUAUGUAGGAGGAGUCUCUUUUUAUUGUUUAAUUAGGAGGUGUUCCUGUCCAAUUCGGGGGGGGGGGAGGAGCUAUACCCAUCUGUAAUGCUGCCAUGGCCUAGAUCCGGAAAAAAGAAAAUAUCGUAGGUGUCACUAGGAUUCAAAGACCAUCUCACAACCUCUAAUAAUGCACAAGAAAAGAAAUCACAUUACUGAACAGGUAUUGAGCCUCACCUUGGAGAUAAUCUAUCUGCUGACCGGAGAGAAUUACAAUGUUGUUAAGGAGAUUGGUGAUGGAGCCAUUCACAGCAGGAAUCACCAUGUAUCAGAUAGACAUUUCAGGACCCAGAGCCCCAGCACGGUGCCUCCACCUCACUCACUGAUACAUGAGAAGAAGAUCCUGGAACUGACCAAUCAGAUCAUCCAGCUGCUGACUGGAGAGGUUCCUAUAAGGUGUGAGGAUGUCACUGUCUAUUUCUCCAUGGAGGAGUGGGAGUAUUUAGAAGGACACAAGGAUCUCUACAAGAAUGUGAUGAUGGAGAACCACCAGCUCCUGAAUUCAUUUGGUUGGUCAAUGAGCAGAAAUGCACCUGAAGAUCCAUACAGUUCUGUAAGUUCGCCAUAUUUAGGAAGACAUUUAAAAAGUGACUUUAUAAAUCAAGUGGAUGAACAAUAUCUGAGUUGUAAUACUUCAGGGACAAGACUUACCCGGGUGGUGAGAGAUCAUCAAGAAGACUAUGUCUCGAGUGAAGAAGGAAAUCUCACAGACACAGAUUCUUAUAUACCACCAAAACAUGCUCAUACAGAAUACACAUCAACUUCAAUGAAGGAGGAAUCCGCUUCAAGUGAAGAACAAAAUCUCAUAGACACUGAUCAUUAUACAUACACAGAACAUGCCCAGACAAAAUAUGCCAUAAAGGAAGAAUUAGCCGCAAAUAAUGACAGACAUCUCACAGACAUUAAUACAGUCACAGAACGUAUAAGGGCAGACUAUGUGUUUACUCAUAUUAAGGAAGAAUCAGUCUCAUGUGAAAAAGGAAAUACAGACAUUGAUAUAUCUACAGAAUACACACAUACAGAAUAUAUGUCUACUCAUACAAAUGAGAAGUUAGCUUCCUGUGAAAAACAAAAUUGCGCAGACGCUGACAUUGACAUGCCUACAGAACAUGCACAGAUAGUAUAUCCAUUUAGUCAUGUUAAGGAACCAUCUGCUUCAGGUGAAGAAGGGAAUCAUGUAGACAGUAAUGUACCCAUAGAAUACACACCUUCAGAAUGUUCAUAUUUCCAAAAUAGAGGACACAAUGGAGGGGACAGUAAUGGACUGGACCUAAUUAAGAGCUUGUUAGUCAAUGGUAGAGAUGUUUAUAUGCGACAGAACACCACAUCUGAAUAUAUAUCUGUACAAACAAAUAACGUUAUAGAGCAGACGUAUAAAUGUGUUGAGUGCCAGAAAUGUUUUACUUGUCAGUUUGACCUAGUCAAACAUCAAACCACUCACAAAGGAAAGAAGGUGACUUGUUCAGAAUGUGGGAAACGAUUCUUGCAUAAAUCAGAAUUGAUUCAGCAUCGGAAGAGUCAUACAGGUGACAAUCCAUACCCAUGUUCUAGCUGUGAGAAAUCUUUUCCUGAUAGCUCCCAACUUGAGAGGCAUCAGACAGUGCACAAAGGUGAGGACCCCUUUACGUGCUCUGAAUGUGGCCGAAGUUUUACAAGUAGAGGAAACCUAGUCCGGCAUAAGAAAAGGCAUACCGGAGAAAAGCCAUUCCCCUGUUCUGUGUGUGGGAAAUGUUUUAUUGAUUACUCAACCCUUGUUAGGCAUCAUAGGAUUCACACAGGAGUGGCACCAUUUUCCUGCUCUGAAUGUGGAAAAUGCUUUACCAGCAAAUCAAAUCUUGUUACACAUCAGAGGAUUCACACAGGAGAGAGACUUUUCACCUGUUCUGUGUGUGGGAAAUGUUUUACCCGUGAAGGCCAUCUUGUUAGGCACAUGAGAAUUCAUACAGGAGAUAAGCCUUUCGCAUGUUCUAUAUGCGGAAAACGUUUUGCCAGCAGUCCACGUCUUUCUGUCCAUCAAAGAAUUCACUCAGGGGAGAAACCAUUUUCCUGUUCUCAAUGUGGGAACCGUUUUUCUGAUUACUCAAGCCUUGUUAGACACCAUAGGAUUCACACAGGUGAUAAACCAUUCUCAUGUUCUGACUGUGGGAAAUGUUUUACUAGUAAAUCAAAUCUUGUUAAGCAUCACAGAACACACACAGGAGAGAGACCGUUCUCAUGUUGUGUAUGUGGGAAAUGUUUUAGUGACAAAUCGAGUCUUUUGAAACAUCAGAUGAUACACACGGGAGAGAAGCCAUUCUCAUGUUCUGAAUGUGGAAAAUGUUUUACUAGUAAAUCAAAUCUUGUGGCACAUCAAAGGAUACACACAGGAAGCAAACCAUUCCAGUGCUCUGACUGUGGCAAAUGUUUCAGUGACAAAUCUAUACUUCUUAAACAUCAGAGGACUCACACAGGAGAGAAACCAUUCUCAUGUUCUGAAUGUGGGAAGUGUUUCACCAGUAAAUCCAAUCUUGUCACCCAUCACAGAAUUCACACAGGAGAAAGACCCUACACCUGCUCUGACUGUGGAAGGUGUUUCAAAGAGAAAUCAAGUCUGAUUAAACAUCAGAAAAUUCACAUAGGAAGCAAUCCAAUUUCUGCACUCUGAAGUUGUAAUAUGUAUAUUUUGAGAUGCAAUUUAAACAAGCGCCAUACAGUUCAGGUUCUUAUGGAUUUUUGACUUGAAACAAGCAAGUAAUUUAAGUGUUUUUUAAAGGGACAGUCUAAAUCACCUCCAGUGCUCUGUCUUCAUAAUUCAUGUUGGACAGAAUUUAUAUUAGUAAUGUAGUAGUGUAAAUUCUGCAAUUGCCAACAUGGCUGGAGAGUAGGUGGUCUAUAGGUUUUGGUAAAAUAACAUGAGAUGGUGCCUUUAGACUCUUUGCAUCUUAACCAUUACACCGAGCAGUGC